Molecule: messenger RNA, 441 nt
Organism: Penicillium vulpinum
Lineage: Eukaryota; Fungi; Ascomycota; Eurotiomycetes; Eurotiales; Aspergillaceae
Exons: 2
Coding region: 1-441 (146 amino acids)
Source: RefSeq, a predicted model, not a curated record
AUGGCCCGUUUCAGUCUCUCGUUCAUCGCCAUUUUCCUUGUCCUCGCGGUCUUCACCAUCUCCAUGCCCACCAAGCGUGAUCAACAAACUCCCACUCAGAUGCUUGGCCUUGAUGGUACUGUUGGUAAAUUGAUGCAUGCCACUAGUUUGAUGGAUGGCCUUGACAAGAAUGGCAGUAGCGAAGAGGAGAAACAGAAGGCCCAUGACGCCGCUGAAUCUAACCAGAAGAAGCAGGAGGCCAAGGUUGCUGCGAAACUCGCCGAGAAGGCUGGGGCUGUUGAUCAGCCUCCUGUUCCUGCCACCUCUACCAAAAAGCUUUCCUCUGGUGAUUUCAUGACCCCAACUGCCACCCCUACCCCUAAGCCCACAUCUCAGGCCAACGCCUUGGGCAAUAUUCCCAUCAUUGGUGGUCUUCUCGGUGGUGCUGGAGGCGGUCUCUAG